Molecule: messenger RNA, 1097 nt
Organism: Austrofundulus limnaeus
Lineage: Eukaryota; Metazoa; Chordata; Actinopteri; Cyprinodontiformes; Rivulidae
Product: wiskott-Aldrich syndrome protein family member 3
Biological process (GO): actin cytoskeleton organization; positive regulation of Arp2/3 complex-mediated actin nucleation
Cellular component (GO): cytoskeleton; lamellipodium; SCAR complex
Molecular function (GO): protein kinase A regulatory subunit binding; Arp2/3 complex binding
Source: RefSeq, a predicted model, not a curated record
GACUAGUGCAACAUGCCGCUGGUGAAGAGAAAUAUUGAACCCCGGCACUUGUGCCGUGGGGCUCUGCCAGAUGGGGUGACCAGUGAACUGGAGUGUGUCACCAACAGCACACUAGCUGCCAUCAUUAAACAGCUGGGCAGUCUGAGUCGCCAUGCAGAGGAUAUUUUCGGAGAGCUGUUUAAUGAAGCCAACAGCUUCUAUCUGAGGAUGAGCAGUCUGCAGGAGAGAGUGGACCAACUGGCUGUGAAAGUCACCCAGCUCGACUCCACUGUGGAGGAAGUCUCCUUGCAAGACAUCAACAUGAGAAAGGCCUUUAAGAGCAGCACCAUUCAGGACCAGCAGGUAGUGUCCAGAACCUCCGUGCCCAACCCAGUGGUGGAGAUGUACCACCGCUGCGACAAGCCCCCGCCACUCAACAUCCUCACCCCCUACAGGGACGACAAGAAGGAUGCGCUGAAGUUCUACACUGACCCCUCCUACUUCUUCAACCUGUGGAAGGAGAAGAUGCUGCAGGCCACGGAGGACAAACGCAAAGAGAAGAGGCGGCAGAAGGGCUGUCCGGCCCACCCUGACAGGCCCCACUCCAGACAGGCCCCACCCAGGAGCCCCCUGUCCAUCUCUGAGCAGCAGAGACAGGUUGAAGAUCCGACCAGAGAAGUGAAGAAGGUGCGUAAGGCYCGUAAUCGACGUCAAGAAUGGAACGUCCUGGCCUACGAUAAAGAGUUUAGACCGGAUGCCAGGCUCACCCCUUCUCCUUACCAUGGCAUGUCCUCUGAAGGCUCCCUAUCCCCUGACAGCAGGUCAAUGGCAUCUGACUCCUACCCAGCAAGCCCCAACCACCCCUCAGCCCAGGCCUCCAGCACCGCUCACCCUGCGGACCACCAUGCCCGGGACCAUCUCAAUGCAGCCCAGACUCAGUCACUGGAUCGGGGUCUUAGGCCAGUUAAUCAGCCCCCAGGAGCUGCUGGGGCUGCAGCAGGUCGGCAUGUGGCCUCUCUGGGCAGGACUCCUUCAGGACAUGGGGUCCAGGCUGGAGGAGAUCCCACAGUUAAUGGACCGAGGCAGCAGUCAAUUAAAGACUACCGAGCCGGACACAG